AUGGCCCCCACCCCCAGCUCCUUUCCAGACCGUCUGUUCUUUGUGAUGGAGUAUGUAAAUGGAGGAGACCUGAUGUUUCAGAUCCAGCGCUCCAGGAAGUUUGACGAGACGCGCUCUCGCUUCUAUGCCGCCGAAGUCACUUCUGCCCUCAUGUUCCUUCACCAACAUGGAGUAAUCUACAGAGAUCUGAAACUGGAUAACAUUCUGCUGGAUGCACAGGGCCACUGUAAACUGGCUGACUUUGGCAUGUGUAAGGAGGGGAUCCUCAAUGGAGUCACCACCACCACCUUCUGUGGAACCCCAGACUACAUCGCUCCAGAGAUCCUACAGGAGCUGGAAUAUGGCCCCUCUGUGGACUGGUGGGCUCUGGGGGUGCUUAUGUACGAGAUGAUGGCUGGCCAGCCCCCCUUUGAGGCCGACAAUGAGGAUGACCUGUUUGAGUCCAUUCUCCACGAUGAUGUCCUCUACCCAGUGUGGCUAAGCAAGGAGGCCGUCUCCAUCCUCAAAGCGUUCAUGACGAAGAGUCCAAACAAGCGUCUGGGCUGUGUGAUCACCCAGGGCUUGGAGGAGGCCAUCAAGGUUCAUCCCUUCUUCAAGGAGAUGGACUGGGUUCUGCUGGAGCAGAAGAGGGUCAAACCACCCUUCAAACCUCGCAUUAAAACCAAAAGGGACGUGAACAACUUUGACCAGGACUUCACCCGCGAGGAGCCUGUCCUCACCCCUGUAGAAGACGCCAUUAUUAAGCAGAUCAACCAAGACGAGUUCAAGGGUUUCUCCUACUUUGGAGGGGAGGAGAAUCUGUCCUAAGGCCUGCACACACACCAGACACACAUACAUGCAGGACCACUUGACAUACACACACAUUUGCGAACACACAUACAAACAUACAUACAUGCAAACCAAUGCAUUUUCUCCCAUGCAGACAUACAGAAUUAUAAAAUACACACAGAGUAAAUUAUUACUUUCACACACUCAUUUAAAACUCCGGCCAUUAGGGCCUCAGAUUAGUACCAAGUUCAAAACCUAAACCAGACCAUCUACAGCGCUCUACCAGUAUAUCUGUCUGUAUGUGUCUGUCCAUCAGUGCAUGUUUUCUGGUCCAGAUCAGAGUGGUGGAUCAAACCAAACUCCUUGUGGUGGAGGGUGGCCCUAGGAUUAGCCCCCUGACACUGAAUAUAGCCUGGCCCUUGCCCCCCUGGCCCGGGCUGAUAACAGUGAUGAAAGCUCCUCACAGUCCAGCCCCAAAUGGUCACAAGGCCCUUUCCAGUGGACUAUGAAAUGUACAGGGAAUGUUUGUGUGACGGUGUCAACUUUUUGUGUAUAUAAGGAUUUAAAGGUCAGGGGUUAUGUGUGCUUUGGGCAGGGGUCUUGUUCGACAUGGUCUCCUUACGAUAUGUCAGACUUUCAACUGUUUUGUCAACCAUCCUAGUUCCUUAGUGAGUAUAUGAUACUGAAAUAAUUAUAUUAUUAUAUGAAUCUGUAAUUUCUUAAGCUGUCCUGUAAGUCUCUCAAUGUACUAGAAUGUCCUCCUUCUCUGCCAUGUUUAAACUGGAUGUACUAGAAUGUCCUCCUCCUCUGCCAUGUUUAAACUGGAUGUACUAGAAUGUCCUCCUCCUCUGCCAUGUUUAAACUGGGUGUACUAGAAUGUCCUCCUCCUCUGCCAUGUUUAAACUGGCUGUACUAGAAUGUCCUCCUCCUCUGCCAUGUUUAAACUGGAUGUACUAGAAUGUCCUCCUCCUCUGCCAUGUUUAAACUGGAUGUACUAGAAUGUCUUCCUCCUCUGCCAUGUUUAAACUGGAUGUACUAGAAUGUCCUCCUCUACCAUGUUUAAAUGCAAAAAAACGAAUCCAUAGAACCAAUGAUUGUAUUUAAAAAAGCUAAAACCAAUUGGUUCACAGUGUCAAUAAGUUUCAAAGUUUCCUCAAGAUCAGAAUGACGGCAGAAUUAGAACAAGUCCAUGUACAUGAAAUGCCUGUUGUGUGUAGCUGCAGAUCAGUUACGUAUUGUAGAUAUGCCCACAGUGUUAUGGUAGUCUAGCUUCAUGUGUUCCAAAUGAAUGUCAUGGGUUUCAAUGUGAACGAAUGUGCUUGUAUGCAUGAGUGAUGGUGGGGAUGCAACUGAAUGUAUUUUUUGUGUUUGUUUUUGUUUUUGUGUGUGUGUGUCAGUAAGUAUACUGCACGUACGCUAGUUUGUGCGAGUCUGUUUGUGCGUGUGCGACAUAGGCAGUGGGUUCAUGAGAAGGGCCCUCUUGAAGCUUUAACAUUUCAUUGUGUCUGUUUUAUUUCAUUGUGUGUUUUAUUUCAUUUUGUGUUUUAUUUGUCGUGAUUUUACUGGAUUGUCUUGUUGCUCAGUGUCUGAAAUCCUGGAUUUCCCUGCUAUGCAACAAGACUCACAAUCAUGUGGGGGAAGGCAUCACCAGUUGGCAGUGUCGUUCCCUCUGUACAGACCACCUUGUAUAUAGAAGCCUGUGGACUUCUUGGAGAAAUAGAGGUAUCAUCUAUUGCAUGGUUAUGCAUUUGAUGUUAUUGUGUAUUACUAGAAUAUGAAAAAGUGACAAUGUCCAUGUGCAAUAUUCUAUGUCUGUCUGUCUGUUUUUGGUUUCCUUUGCUUUCUUGCCAGGUGUCUUCGCUGUUCUUCCUCCCACUGACUCUUUGCUGUUGUUCUGUAUGGUUUUUACAGUGUAUGCAUGGCUGUUUUCCUUUGCCUGUCUUUAACCCCAUUGAUAGCCAUGUCUAUGUGCUUCCUUCAGAAUGCUCCAUCAAACCACCUCACCACCCCUCUCCUUGCCCUCUCCUUGCCCUCUCCUUGCCC
Molecule: messenger RNA, 2811 nt
Organism: Salvelinus namaycush (lake trout)
Lineage: Eukaryota; Metazoa; Chordata; Actinopteri; Salmoniformes; Salmonidae
Product: protein kinase C epsilon type-like
Exons: 6
Coding region: 1-807 (268 amino acids)
Biological process (GO): protein phosphorylation
Molecular function (GO): protein serine/threonine kinase activity; ATP binding
Source: RefSeq, a predicted model, not a curated record